Molecule: messenger RNA, 1975 nt
Organism: Engraulis encrasicolus (European anchovy)
Lineage: Eukaryota; Metazoa; Chordata; Actinopteri; Clupeiformes; Engraulidae
Product: probable flavin-containing monoamine oxidase A
Exons: 12
Coding region: 179-1774 (531 amino acids)
Molecular function (GO): oxidoreductase activity
Source: RefSeq, a predicted model, not a curated record
UCAACUAUAAACUCUUCCGGUUAUCGCGCUGGCCACUCCAAAGUCCAGCACAACAGUGUUGAUAGUCCAGGUGUUUGGGUAGGCCUAUUUAAAACCAUAAAGGUUCAGUUCAGUUCUGUGGCUAAACAUUUGUGGCGCUCUGUUGACGCAUGUUGCAAUUUUCUUGAAUUUUCAAGACAUGGCGUAUGACAUUAUCAUCGUUGGUGCUGGACUAUCAGGACUAAGUGCAGCCAACCACCUAUUGAAGAGAGAUGCGAACUUGAAACUUUUGAUACUAGAAGGAAAGGAUCGAGUUGGAGGACGCACUUUGACGCAGGACGUCCCGGCGUCUGGAGGAGUUGAUCGCUGGGAUUUCGGAGGGCAGUGGGUUGCCAGUUCACAAACCCACGUGAUGCAACUCAUUGAGGAGCUGGGAUUGGUUGCAUACCCACAGUACACCCUUGGCAAGAAGGUGCACCAUAUGGGGGGUCCCAACGCCAAGAUAAGCACCUACACCACCAGUACCCCAUUAUACUCACCGCUGAUUCUGCUAGACUUCCUGCAGUUCCUAUGGAAGAUUGAGAGGCUGUGGAGGAAGGUGGAUGUGAAGGAGCCAUGGAGGACUCCAGAUGCAGUGCGACUGGACAGCAUGACGGUGGCCUCCUACAUAGACCAACACGUGUGGACCAGAGAGAUUAAGGAGGAGAUGGGGCUGUGUAGUCGAGCGGUGUUCGGGGUGGAGCCGUGCCAGAUGAGCCUGCUGUUCUUCCUCAUGUACUCCGCAGCAGCAGGGGGCGUCAUGCAGCUCCUGGAGACCACGCCUGGAGCCGCACAGGAGUACAGGGUCAAGGGGGGCACGCAGCAGCUGUCGGUCCGCUUGGCAGAGCGUCUGGGUGGGGAGUGUCUGCGCCUCAACUCGCCUGUGACCGCCAUACGGCAGGAGGCUGAUAGCGUGGAAGUGACAACUCCUUCUGAGUCAUUCACCUGCAAGAUUGUCAUCGUCACCUGCCCCCCUCAUAUGGCAGCUCAGCUCCAGUACCAGCCUCCCCUGCCAGCGGAGAGACAGCUGCUGUGUCAGCACAUGCCUGUGGGUCACUUGAUGAAGUUCAUCAUCACCUACCCUACAGCCUUCUGGAGGGAGAAGGGUUACUCGGGAGAGAUAGUGGCGCGGCCGUCCAACGAGUGUCCCUUUAGCGUCACCUUCGAUGCCACCAGCCCCAGCGGCAGCCCCGCCCUCGUGGGCUUCAUCGCCGGACUACAGGCCUACGACUGGAGCUCUCGCAAGAUGGAGGAGAGGAGAGGUGCAGUGGUUUCCAGCCUGGUGCGAUACCUCGGCCCUGAGGCCUCCAACUUCAUCCACUAUGUGGAGAAAGAUUGGUCCCAGGAGCCCUACAGUGGCGGCUGCCCGGUGAAUGUGAUGAUGCCAGGAAUGCUAACCUACUUCCACCCCGGCCUGCGCACGCCCUUCGGCAGGAUCCACUGGGCAGGUACGGAGACUGCCACCCAGUGGUGCGGCUACAUGAGUGGCGCUAUCCAGAGUGGCCAGCGGGUGGCGCUAGAAGUUGCAGCCCGUUUGAGUCCUCACACUCUGACCCAAGAGGAGAAGGAGGCGCUGCAGGGUCCUGGCCAACCGCGUGCUCGGAGCGACCUGUGGAGCCACGUGAUUGGCUACUCUCCACUUCCUGUCACGCUCACCCUAACGGUUGUCGCACUAGGGGCGGCACUGUUAUGGGUCAAACCCCAGCUGAGAAGUGAUUUGAUUGGCCAGUUGGUAGAAUGGCUUCCCAAACAUUAGCGGAACCAAGAGGUCCCUGGCCAAACAAAACAUUUUCUCAGUCUCCUGAAACACGCUUGUAUUUUAAUUACUGUGGCUAGCGUGAAUUGCUAAUGUUGGUUGGAGAAAGGCAUUAAAUAUCACAAAUCAGAUUCCCAAACUUUGUGAAAAAUAAACCUACCAUAAAUGGAGCUGCAUGAAAAGUCUGUGUCAUGUCCUGCA